Messenger RNA from Huiozyma naganishii CBS 8797, 1914 nucleotides. It is a transcript of the gene MSR1, whose product is annotated as arginine--tRNA ligase MSR1. NCBI's taxonomy places the organism in Eukaryota, Fungi, Ascomycota, Saccharomycetes, Saccharomycetales, Saccharomycetaceae. Gene Ontology annotation, cellular component: mitochondrion; cytoplasm. Gene Ontology annotation, biological process: arginyl-tRNA aminoacylation; mitochondrial translation. The transcript has a single exon. Gene Ontology annotation, molecular function: ATP binding; arginine-tRNA ligase activity. The record is from RefSeq and is a predicted model, not a curated record. Bases 1 to 1914 code for a protein of 637 amino acids.
AUGCUUUAUUCCAGGUGGAAGGCCUUUACUAAAGGAUUCUCGUAUCUUCGGCACACACCAGAGGAAUGCAGGUUGAAGGGGCAAAGUUUCCGAUCAUAUAGGCCGGUGUACUUAUUUUGCCGCUUCCAGCACACUACGACACAGAGUCUCAGUAAGGAGCCUUCAACGUUUCCAAGUAACGUACUUGUUGAGACACGCACAGAAAUAGCAAAAAAAUUGCAUGAGUUGUCAGGAAUUGACAAACAUUUCAUUUACGAGAGUAUUGACCGACCAAAUAAACUCGAUUCCGGCGAUUUAUUACUUCCAGUGCCCAGAUUAAAAUACAAAUGCAAUAGCUACAAGGAAUUGGCCAAACAAUGGGCCGCUGGACUUUCUCAGCUGCCGUGCUGCGAAAAAGUUGUGGCCAGUGGCCCAUUUAUCCAGUUCUUCCUCAAUCACUUGCUCUUAACCACUAGUAGCAUCCCAUGCAUUCUCCAACAGAGCGACAACUACGGCCGAUCUGAUUUACUCCUGGGCAAGAGAACCUUAAUCGAGUACUCCUCCCCCAAUAUAGCUAAGCCAUUCCAUGCGGGGCAUCUACGAUCAACAAUAAUUGGCGGCUUUCUAUCCAAUCUGCAUGAAACACUUGGGUCUGAUGUCAUCCGAAUGAAUUACUUAGGGGAUUGGGGAAGGCAAUUUGGGAUCCUUGCAGUGGGGUUUGAGAUGUUUGGUGAUGAGACUAAACUGGAACAGGACCCUAUAUACCACCUGUUUGACGUUUACGUAAGAAUCAACAAGGAAAUGCUAAAAGAAGAAAAUUCAACCUUGCCGUCAAACUCGAUAAAGAGCAAAGUGAGGACGUAUUUCAAGAAUAUGGAAGAAGGUGAUCCCUCUGCACUACAGCUUUGGAAACGACUUCGGGAUUUGUCGAUCCAAAAAUAUGCAGAAACCUAUUCCAAGCUGAACAUUAAGUUUGACUCUUACUCGGGAGAAUCAAGUGUGCCUCCAGACACCGUCAGACAGGUCCUACAAAGGUUGGGUGAAAAGGGACUGACUUAUAAAGACAACGGUGCAACCGCCGUGGACCUGUCCGUUUACAGCAAAAACUUGGGACAGGUUAUUAUUCAGAAAUCCGAUGAUACAUCACUGUACGUUACGAGGGAUAUUGGGGCUGCUGUAUCUCGUUAUGAGAAAUAUCAUUUUGACAAAAUGAUAUACGUCAUUUCCUCUCAACAGGAUCUUUACAUGUCUCAACUAUUCAAAAUACUGGAGCUAUUGGGGUACGAAUGGGCCAAAGACUUGGCCCAUGUAAAUUUCGGAAUGGUUAAAGGGAUGUCCACCCGCAAGGGAAACGUCGUAUUUUUGGACACAAUAAUAAACGAGGCGACGAACCGAAUGUUACAGGUGUUACAAGGCAACCCUCAGAAAUGCAAGCAAGUCAGUGAUCCAUACGACACUGCACAAAAGAUAGCUAUAUCUGCUAUUAUGAUACAGGAUAUGCAAAGUAAAAGGGUAAACAAUUACGACUUCAAAUGGGAUAGAAUGCUCUCCUUUGAGGGGGACACUGGUCCGUAUUUGGAAUACACACAUUCUCGGUUAUACUCUAUUGGGGAAAAGUGCUCGGAUAUCACAAUGAAAGAUUGUAAAACGGCUGACUUUACUUUAUUAACGGAACCAUUGGCUAUCAAUCUCGUGAGAUUGCUAGUACAGUAUCCUGAUGUACUGCUGAAAUCAUUAACCACAAUGGAGCCAUCCACAGUUGUCUCCUAUCUGUUUAGAGUUGCACACCAAGUUUCCUCCUGUUACAACGUUCUCUGGGUUGCAGGGCAAGAACCGCGCGUUGCUGCGGCUCGUCUUGCUCUGUAUUGCUCGGCAAAACAAGUACUUAAAAACGGGAUGAGACUUAUCGGACUGACGCCAGUGAACAGAAUGUGA